UCCGAUCGCUCGGUCUUUAUUCAUUCGGUCUCUUUCACUCUUCAUUCAUUGAACAAUCACGAUAUCUCUCACUCCGAGAACGUGUUAUUCAUAUCGCCUGCAAUUCUUGUAACUCCUCGUUAAAUUCUUACUGAUCCUGAGGAGAAGAAUAUUUAUAUGAAAAUGUCGGACGUUAUAGAGCAAAUGCCAAAAUCGGAUACGCUAAAACUUAGGAAAAGACACAUUGGGGACUCAUGUACGCUUUUUUACCGAUCGAAUCCCUUGAAAAUCGUGAGGGGAGUAGCUCAAUAUAUGUACGACGAAAAGGGUGAAAGGCACCUCGAUUGCAUCAACAAUGUCGCCCAUGUUGGACAUUGUCAUCCGCACGUAGUUGAAGCAGGUCAAAAGCAAAUGGCCCUGCUGUCCACUAACAAUCGCUUCCUACAUGAUGAUCUAGUGAUUUGCGCCAGCAGACUGACAUCAUUACUCCCAGAACAGCUCUCUGUUUGUUAUCUGGUGAAUUCCGGAAGUGAGGCUAAUGAUUUGGCUCUUCGCCUUGCUCAAACCCACACUGGGAACGAGGACGUUAUUGUGCUAGAUCAUGCUUACCAUGGACAUUUGACUUCCAUGAUUGACAUCUCGCCAUACAAGUUCAACCAACCUAAGGGAACUGGGAAGAAAGACUGGAUUCAUGUGGCACCUUGUCCGGACGUAUAUCGUGGCAAAUAUCGUGACGUGGACUAUCCUGGGGAGGAUCUUGGUUUGAAGUACGCGGAUGAUGUGAGAAAAAUUUGUAAGGAUACGAAGCAGAAAGGACGAGCGAUUUCCGCUUUUAUCGCAGAGAGUCUUAUGUCCGUCGGUGGACAGAUCCUUCCCCCUGAAAAUUACUUCAGAAAUGUCUACAGCCAUGUCCGAGAAGCUGGUGGUGUAUGCAUUGCUGAUGAAGUUCAGGUUGGAUUUGGAAGGGUUGGAUCUCAUAUGUGGGCCUUCCAGCUUUAUGGUGAAGAUAUCAUUCCUGACAUAGUUACCGUUGGAAAACCCAUGGGGAACGGACAUCCCGUAGCGGCUGUAAUUACUACUCAGGAGAUUGCUCGCAGUUUCGCAGAAACUGGCAUUGAAUAUUUCAACACAUAUGGAGGAAAUCCAGUUUCCUGUGCCAUAGCUAAUGCAGUGAUGGAUGUUAUUGAGAAAGAAAAUCUUCAAGAGCAUGCAUUGAAGGUGGGAACUUACCUUCUUGAAGAAUUGAAGAAACUUCAAAAACGUCAUAAGAUUAUUGGCGAUGUUCGUGGAGCGGGAUUAUUUGUAGGGAUCGAAUUAGUUAAAGACAGGAUGAAUAGGACACCAGCCACAGCUGAAGCUAAACAAGUAGUAAUGAGAAUGAAAGAUGAAAAAAUUCUCAUUAGCAGUGAGGGACCUGAUCUUAAUAUUUUAAAACUAAAACCACCCAUGGUUUUCAACACAGAAAAUGUCGAUCAUCUUCUUUCUGUAUUGGAUGAGGUUCUCAUGGAGCUGGAGAUUGAAAUAGAAGAUAAAGAGGUCGCAGAGCAAAGGGCUAACAUUUUCAAGGCGGUGAUGAAGCCUGUGAAAAUCGAAGCUGAUGGUGUUUCUAAUAAAGCGAAGCCAGUUCUUGUACGGGCGAGUUAAUUAUUAUUACUGUGAUUUCUUAUUAUAUUAUAUAUUUUAUUAUAUUAAAGGUGUAACUUUAGUAUUUUUGUCGAAAUAUAUGUACAAAUGUUUGAUAGAUUUGCGAAGUAUGCUUGCUAGAAUUUUUUUGGAUUUGUAAAUAAGUAUGAUUGCAUACACGUGCUAGUUUUUUUCGGCUUAGAAUUCGGAAUAUAUGUAUAUAAGGAGAAUUUUUGCUUUAAUAAUGAAAUAAAUUAUAUGUGCA
Belonocnema kinseyi is the source of this 1867-nucleotide messenger RNA. Its product is annotated as 5-phosphohydroxy-L-lysine phospho-lyase. The record is from RefSeq and is a predicted model, not a curated record. Gene Ontology annotation, molecular function: transaminase activity; pyridoxal phosphate binding. Bases 157 to 1623 code for a protein of 488 amino acids. The transcript has 9 exons. NCBI's taxonomy places the organism in Eukaryota, Metazoa, Arthropoda, Insecta, Hymenoptera, Cynipidae. Gene Ontology annotation, cellular component: mitochondrion.